AUGGCCGUCAGUCACGUGACCCAGACUCGGCCCGGGCUUGGUUUCCAGUUGCUCUAGUUCAGUACUCUUGUUUCUUCGAUUCCCUCCUAUUCUCUCUUGCGGACUCUAGUACUGCUUUUCUUUCCUCAGGAAGAGUGUCGUACAGACUCUUGAGAACCCGGAAAACAUCCAGAAAAAAUGACCCAUUGGUUUCAUAGGAACCCUUUAAAAGCUACAGCUCCUGUCUCUUUUAACUACUAUGGUGUGGCCGCUGGUCCUCCUGCUUCAAAAAUUUGCAAUGACUUGAGAACAUCCAGGGCACGACUUCUUGAAUUAUUCACUGAUUUGAGCUGUAAUCCAGAAAUGAUGAAGAAUGCAGCAGAUUCAUACUUUUCACUCUUACAAGGUUUCAUAAAUUCACUGGAUGAAUCUACCCAGGAAAGCAAGUUGCGAUAUAUUCAAAAUUUCAAGUGGACUGAUACGUUGCAAGGACAUGUUCCAAGUGCCCAGCAGGAUGCUGUUUUUGAAUUAAUUUCCAUGGGAUUUAAUGUAGCUCUGUGGUAUACCAAAUAUGCUUCAAGACUGGCGGGAAAAGAAAACAUAACAGAAGAUGAAGCAAAGGAAGUCCAUCGAAGCCUGAAAAUUGCUGCUGGGAUUUUCAAACAUUUAAAGGAAAGUCAUAUCCCAAAACUUAUUACACCUGCAGAAAAGGGAAGGGAUCUAGAGGCACGGCUCAUAGAAGCUUAUAUUAUCCAGUGUCAGGCUGAAGCUCAAGAAGUAACAAUUGCCCGAGCAAUUGAACUUAAACAUGCUCCUGGACUAAUUGCUGCACUGGCAUAUGAAACAGCCAAUUUUUAUCAAAAAGCUGAUCAUACUUUAUCCAGUUUGGAGCCUGCAUAUUCUGCAAAAUGGAGAAAAUAUCUUCACUUGAAAAUGUGUUUCUACACAGCUUACGCUUAUUGUUAUCAUGGUCAGACUUUGUUGGCUAGUGAUAAAUGUGGUGAAGCAAUCAGGUCUCUGCAAGAAGCAGAAAAAUUAUAUGCAAAAGCAGAAGCAUUAUGUAAAGAAUAUGGAGAAACUAAAGGACCUGGACCAACAGUCAAACCAUCGGGACACUUGUUCUUUAGGAAACUUGGAAACCUUGUGAAGAAUACCCUAGAAAAAUGUCAACGAGAAAAUGGAUUUAUUUACUUUCAAAAAAUUCCAACAGAAGCCCCACAGCUGGAACUCAAAGCAAAUUAUGGGCUGGUAGAACCCGUGCCUUUUGAAUUUCCUCCUACAAGUGCUCACUGGACACCAGAAACGCUGGCUGCAUUUGAUCUCACCAAGAGACCUAAGGAUGACAGUGCCAAACCUAAGCCAGAUGAAGAAGUAAAACCUGUGAAAGAACCAGAUAUCAAACCUCAAAAGGACACGGGGUGCUACAUCUCCUAAAACACAAUAUGUGCUUAGAAUUCUACAAGUAGAAGAGAAAACUGAGAACUUUGGUACACAUUUCUUGAAAUGAUUUUUCUGAAGCUUAUAGCAUAAUUAUUACAUUCAGAGGGAAUCUGCCUUUAGUUCGUUUGUUCUUGAUUUUUAAGGUGGUAGACAUGUUUUUAAUCAGGACAACAUUUGAAAGGUUUUAUUGUGCCUCUGACAGGUGUAUUUGAGGGUUAGAUCUUUUUUGAAUUCUGGUUAGUAAGUUUCAGCUUAAUGUAUUAUAGGCCUGAAUUGUUUUUCAGGUAUGUUUUUCUAUCUUCACAAAAAUGUUUAUUUUUUUUCUCUUAUUUGAUACCAGAAGAAUGGCAAGAAUGAAUUUUGAACAGAGAUGAUCUUUUUCCCCUCACCAUUGUGUUAAUUAUAGCACAGACUUGUUAUGUUCUGAGUCAUUUAUCUUUUCUGGUGGGGGAAAAAAGCUCUUAAUAGUUGAAGAUCAGAAAAUGUUCCUGCGAAAUCCCUCAAAUAUACUGGAAUCUAUAGUUUACUCAAAAAUUAGUGUUUAUAAAUAAGUUGAGACCUGUAAGAACUUUUUCUUAUUCUUGUAUCUGCUUCAUUCAGUCUCAAAAACCCUACAAUGUUUUUUUUUAUAAAUACCUUUUCUAAUGGGUUUUUUACUUAGAGGAUAGAACUUUGUAAGUGUUUAAUGUUUAUAUGUAAGGGAAGACAGUAAGAAUGAAGAAUGUUUUUUGAAGAAGUAAUAUUGCAUGAUAAUAAAAAAAAACUAAACGUGAAUGAGAUAGGUUGUCCUGUAUUACACCGGUAACUACUACUUUGUUAGAGAAGUUUUAGUAAAAUAUCUUUGUUAGCUGAUUUUAGUGUACAUUGUUUUAUAUGGUUUUCUAAUAUAUAUAUCUAUAUACAUAUCUCCUAUCAGAAUUGCAUUGUUUUAGGUCAAAGGCCAUAGCAAAAAUUUAGAGAACAGAUACAAUAUAAUCUUAUAAAAUGGAUUUAAUAAGGCUGGGGAUAUUGCUAGAGCGCUGGGUCCAGUUCCCACUGUUGAGGGGGGAAAAAGAUUAUAAUCAUUUGAAACAGUUUAGUAUAUACACAGAAUUGAGAAAUAAUGCAUAAUACUUAAACAAAAUUCACACAUCUGUAGAUUUACCUUGUGUUGAUUAUUCUCCUAGAGUGUUAGAUAAUUUGCUAUUAUAAAUGACACAUUGGUUUUUACUAGAAAAAUAAAAGUAGUGUAUUUUGAGAGCUUACUAUGUGCCAGUCACUGUGCUGAGCACAUAUAUAGAUACACCAUAACGCACCUUUAAUAAAUAUGUAAAAUAUGCAUAAAGUGUCAAAAUAGGAAUAUAUGCAUUUCAUUUUGAAGAAUGAACAAAUUAUGUCUAGCUGAACCAAGAUUGUGUUCAAAUAAAUAAUUGCUUAAAUCAGAUAUCAUAGCUUUCACCGCUUUUAAAAAGCUGCAUAGAAAUCAAGUUUUGUUUUUUUUUUUAAUUUGUGGAAAUGCUAACUACUAUUUUCAGUAUAUAAUAUUUAAUAUUUGAAGCUACAGUUUCCAGAAUAUUUGGAGCAAUAAAUGAAUAGUUUUAUUUUGCUGUUUAUGGGAAAUAUUAAAUUUCACUGUAAACAGUCACUACAAAUUGAUUUGUUUCUGUAUGUUAUCUGCUGACAAUUUUAAACAGUACUUAAGGACCUAUUUAUCUUAGGUACUAGUGCUUAUUUAACCUAGUUACUAAAUUUUCACAUUGAUAUUUUUGUGGAUUAUACUACCUUGUAUGAAAAGGAAAUAUGCAGUAUGCUCAGUGCUUCUGUAAAAUGCAGUUAAUACUGGUAUUUAAAUAAAUAAUUGUCAAUUUUGACAUGAUCAAAUAGUAUUUUGUUGACUCAGCAAAGGUAACACUUUAUCCUUUUAAUACCCCAUUAUAUAUAAGAUUUUUUGAAAAUGGUGUUGGAAAUGAUCAAAUGUAAAGAAGUUGCAUGAAGGCUAGAGGGGGAUGUAACUAUUUGUAUUAACCGUUGCAUAAAUUUCAUACCAGGCUAUGACAGCUUACAUAUUGCUUCUGCCAAGUAUUGUUUGUAUAAUGAAUUAUCUUUUUAUUUAUGAAAAUAAAAGCAAUUUUACCUACA
This is a messenger RNA of Marmota flaviventris (yellow-bellied marmot), 3537 nucleotides long. It is a transcript of the gene Brox, whose product is annotated as BRO1 domain and CAAX motif containing. NCBI's taxonomy places the organism in Eukaryota, Metazoa, Chordata, Mammalia, Rodentia, Sciuridae. The record is from RefSeq and is a predicted model, not a curated record.